Messenger RNA from Schizophyllum commune H4-8, 849 nucleotides. RefSeq lists its product as uncharacterized. Bases 1 to 849 code for a protein of 282 amino acids. The transcript is spliced from 6 exons. Lineage: Eukaryota; Fungi; Basidiomycota; Agaricomycetes; Agaricales; Schizophyllaceae. The record is from RefSeq and is a predicted model, not a curated record.
AUGUUCACGUCGACCAUUGCGGACGUCGCCUGCCUAAAUUCCAGUGGUCGUGUGGACUUGAAGUACUUUCAGGAUAUUUUUCACGACCGGCCAGGUUACGAGAUGACCGUCUUCCUGUACGGACAACUGCUAUAUCUGCGCGAGAACAAUGAAGCCCUGCUCCGGCGGCUCGCACGGAUGGAGGAGCGAAUGGCUUCGCUCGACCACAAUGUAACAUCCCGGUCUGCAGACGAGCUCACCAAGGACCAGGAGGCCGCCAUUCGAUGUGUCGCAAAGCGGAAGCUCUUCCAACCGUUUAGGGUCAACUUUGAACAUGCAGACGAGGUCAAGGCAGAACUCCAUGCACAUCCCGAAGAAUACGACCUUACCGGGCUCCUCAAGUCACCGCGCGGGCGCCGACUCGUCGAAGAGUACGCUAACGAUCAAAGCGGGUACGCUCGCAGCCGUCUUCGUGAUGCCGACCUAACGGCUGAGUUUGGCAAACGUCGUUUGGGAUUCACGGAAAUGUGCCAGCUGAUUAAGAAGAGGUUGGACCUCCCGAAGUUGGACGCGAACACGGGUUUAACAGUCCUCUUGCAUCGCGACUUUGUUCGCCAACAUCGUGAUUUGCUAUAUGAACGGCAUAUGAUGAACAAGGGCCCGGCGACUUCGAACCUAGACGACGAUGAAGAAGAUCAGGAGUCCGCUGAAGCCGCCCCUCCUCGGAAGCGCAAGCGCGGCCUUCAGCGUCCCGAAAACGGUCAAGACUUCUUCUCGUUGAUGACCUCGUAUAUGCGGGCGAAGCAGAAGAUGUACGGGAAGGAGGUCGGGAAGGGCGACAGCUGGCAUGAGUGCGUGUUCUCCAUAUGA